AUGCUCCCCACCCCUGUUAUUCCUUCUUGGACUGAGGUCAGCAGUCCCUUUCAGAACUGUGUUGUUAACAACCCCACCCCUGUUAUUUCUUCUUGGACUGAGGUCAGCAGUCCCUUUCAGAACUGUGUUGUUAACAGCCCCACCCCUGUUAUUCCUUCUUGGACUGAGGUCAGCAGUCCCUUCCAAAACCGUGUUGUUAACAACCCCACCCCUGUUAUUCCUUCUUGGACUGAGGUCAGCAGUCCCUUUCAGAACUGUGUUGUUAACAGCCCCACCCCUGUUAUUCCUUCUUGGACUGAGGUCAGCAGUCCCUUUCAGAACUGUGUUGUUAACAGCCCCACCCCUGUUAUUCCUUCUUGGACUGAGGUCAGCAGUCCCUUUCAGAACUGUGUUGUUAACAGCCCCACCCCUGUUAUUUCUUCUUGGACUGAGGUCAGCAGUCCCUUCCAAAACCGUGUUGUUAACUACCCCUACUACCCCCCCCCCUAA
Messenger RNA from Biomphalaria glabrata, 489 nucleotides. RefSeq names its product snake venom metalloprotease inhibitor 02A10-like. NCBI's taxonomy places the organism in Eukaryota, Metazoa, Mollusca, Gastropoda, Planorbidae. The transcript has 2 exons. Bases 1 to 489 code for a protein of 162 amino acids. The record is from RefSeq and is a predicted model, not a curated record.